AUGGCAAACAGGGCUGAGGACAAACGUAUGGAGAAGCUGGAAGGACACUACACUAAGCCAAAUACGGGCAGUUCCAUGGGAGAAGUAGAAAAGUCACAGAAAAUGAAACCGAGUGAGAGUGACAGUGAAAAGCUGGUUCACUCAUUGCGUGAGGUUGAAGACGACAACAAGGAUUCCACGGCAAGCGAGGAGCCCUUCCGAGAUACUGAAACAAAAAUCACCAGAGCUGAUUAUAAGAAAACUGUCAAACUAACGGAGAAAAUUGAGGGUGUGAAGAAAAACAAAAAAGAUAAAUUGUACCACGGAUUGGACGAAAAAUCAUCAGGUGUGGAGGAGAAUACAACUGUGUACCCGACUGUCUUAGAUGAAACAGCCGAAGUUCAAUCAAACGACAAACCCACCGUCGUGGACGCACAACAAAUCUCGCAAAAUUUGGAAACAAUCGAUGAUAAGCCAUUGGAAACUGAUAUUCAAACAGAGAGAAAUUCCGAACCGAUCGGAGAAAUCCAGGAUGACGGAAUCAGUCGGAAUUUGAAGACAUCGAGCGAAUCGAUUGAUCCCAAAGUGAAUAUCACGGUGGACGAAGAGGAUGAAACUAUUGAACUACUGAAGAAACGGACCACUAUGAACACGGACAUCGGCGUGAAGAUAAACGAAGAGGUGACUGAAACCAGUGCGGCAGGCCCUGAUUUGAAACAAGAGUUGCCAGAAUCUGAAAGCGCAAAGGACGAAGUACUGAAACGAGUUGACGAAUCAGAUCCGGUCGAAACUGGCGGGGGAGAAGAUGCAGAACCUGCUCCUCUGAGCGGUGCGAAUGAGCAGGUCAUAUCUUCCAUUUCGGCGGACGAUUCCAUCUCAGAUUCCAAUCGCAAUAUCAGUGCAGAAGAAAAACAGAAAAUCUUGGACGUAUUGAGGAGCCGUUUGAAUGACAGUGUGCAUACGAUGGAUACUGAUAAAGACAGGGAGAACAGUGUAACAGUAACAACUUUGAAAGCAGUCGGAGAAUUUUCGGAAUCAGGUGAGAGAGAAGAGUCAGAAAACUGUCAGAGUAAAAAAGGGAUUCGGCAGUAA
Molecule: messenger RNA, 1071 nt
Organism: Echinostoma caproni
Lineage: Eukaryota; Metazoa; Platyhelminthes; Trematoda; Plagiorchiida; Echinostomatidae
Source: the annotation of a GenBank genome assembly